UUGCUUCGGUUCCAAAGGACUGGUUUGGUUCUGGCAACCGAAGAUUUCGUAUCGAAAAGAUCCUUUCCCAUACACAAAUCCAAAAAAUGGAGCCUCUUACCAAAAAGAAAGUAUCACAGCAGGUUUUCUGCCCUGCCUUUACCAAUGAUUAUCGUGUCGUGAGCGGGAAGUGCGGGGGGGAGGGAUUAGGUAUGGUUGCAAAUCGGUUUAUUGCCAAAGGAGACCCCAUUCUCUUGGACAGCCUUGAGUUCUUGUUUUCCGACGUGGAAGAUGGUGACUCUCUGCGCCUUCACAAUCACGAAAUGGCGUCUCUGGCGGCCAGAUAUGAAAAAGGUGAAGGUCCAGUCCCCGAGCUCUAUCCAAUUACGAAAGAGAUGCUCCUGCAAACCCAUGGUGUCCCAACUUUGAUUGAAAAUUCCGACGAGGAGGACAAGCCUGCUGAGACAUGGAGACUGGAGGUACCAUGGAUGCUGAUGAACCACAGUUGCGAUCCCAGUACCAUUGAUUCAAGUCAUAAAGAACCAGAAGGCGAGGCAAUCGCUGCUAGAGAUCUUUAUCCUGGAGACGAGCUUACCUACGAUUACACCCAUCAGCUCUUCUGCCAUCGUCACAGCUUCACUUGUUUGUGUGGAGCCGAAAAGUGCAGGGGUAUCUUUGCUGGCUUUCAAGCUCUUGAUGCCCAGGACAAGGAGAAGACGCUGCCUCGAGUCAGUGAAUACAUCCGAGCUCGACACGAAGGUGUCCAGAUUGAAAAUAAGCAGGCUGUUUUUGACACCAGGGAUAAGCCUCACACCGAAAACAACCGAAGCAAUGUGCAAGGAGACGACAAUGUCAUUCGGCUCGUGUUUCCUGGGCCCAGCUGCUCGGAUUCGGAUGUUCUCGUGAAACAGAACGCUAAAACGGCAAAGCUUGGCUUAUACGCAAUGAGGGACUUUGAUCGUGGCGAGCUGGUCUACAGCUUCUGGAAUCAACAAUGGCCGGGCAAUGCCAUCGUGGACAUGGUCGCGGCCACCCAACUGCGAGAGAGCGAUUUGCCUGAGGGCACAGUAGCUCGAAUGAUUCCCGAAGAGUGUGCUUUUAUCGAUUGUCAAGGUCAAAACCGCUUCUCCGGCUACGACAUGUUCCGAACCCAUUCCUGUGAUCCCAACACCACCUACAACCACAAGACGGAAGGAGAGGAUGAUGAAUGGAGGAGUGUCUAUGCCGUCAAACCGAUUCGCAAGGGAGAGUUAUUGACCCAAGACUUUAACACGAUUUGGUGGGAUAGAUCGACAGCUCCAAGCAUCAACAGUUCAGGUAUCUGUGAUUGUGGCGCCUUCAAUUGCCGGGGCACUGCAAAUGGUUUCAAGUUCGUCUCCAAAGAUGGACAAGACGAGCUCAAGGCCAUGUCUUUGUUCCGCGAGUUGCCUCCCUAUCCGACGGGACGUGGCGGUGUGGUUCGAACCGGAGAAGUCUUGGCUCCUCACAUUCAAAUCCAAAUGCGACUGGCCAAUUCAGAGAAGCACGGAAAUCCUACUAGUCCAUUGGAAUACGAAUCCAACUGCUUGUUUCCAUCAUCAUGUUCUGACUCGGAGUCUGAGACGUCAUGCAUGUCCAGCGUUUAAGUGCCGUCUUCUUUCCUUUUCAGUUGUUGAGCACGUGAGGGUGGUGAGGCGAAAUGUACUUGUGAUUGGCCUUUUGCAUGCUGUAUGUAUAGGCUAGCUACGUCCGGUAGGGUUAUAGUAGUUGUGAUAACUGCAAGUAACGUACCGGUGGGUUCAAUCUCCUUGCCAACGGAUGUUCGAACUACCGAUUAGAAGCUUAGUUGAUACCAUUUA
This is a messenger RNA of Seminavis robusta, 1817 nucleotides long. Lineage: Eukaryota; Bacillariophyta; Bacillariophyceae; Naviculales; Naviculaceae. The record is from the annotation of a GenBank genome assembly.